Ruditapes philippinarum (Manila clam) is the source of this 3152-nucleotide messenger RNA. RefSeq lists its product as uncharacterized. The coding region runs from base 117 to 1391 and encodes 424 amino acids. Gene Ontology annotation, molecular function: NADP binding; N,N-dimethylaniline monooxygenase activity; flavin adenine dinucleotide binding. NCBI's taxonomy places the organism in Eukaryota, Metazoa, Mollusca, Bivalvia, Venerida, Veneridae. The transcript is spliced from 6 exons. The record is from RefSeq and is a predicted model, not a curated record.
GAGGUACGGAAAUGGUACGUUCAAGUACAGGAGCUAUUGUCAUAGACGCUUGAUUUACAGCUGAAGAUUUUUUCUUAUUAUAUUCACUGAUAUUUGUCUUCCUUGAACAGUAAAUCAUGAUAAAGAUCCGUGUUGCCGUUAUUGGGUGUGGUGCUGCAGGACUUUGUGCUCUAAGACAUCUAACAAGCAGGCCAGAAUUGUACGAGGCUACAGGGUUUGAACAAUUGCCAGGAGUUGGCGGUACUUGGAGGUACACGGAUACUGUUGGAACAUAUGACAAUGGUUUGCCAGUACAGUCCAGUAUGUACAAAAAUUUAAGAACAAAUCUACCAAAAGAAGUUAUGGCAUUCCCUGGGUUUCCAUUUCCUAGUCACCUACCAUCUUUUAUAAAACAUGAGGAAGUCUUGCAGUAUUUGAAGGAUUACUCACAGUUUUAUAAACUAGAGAAAGCUAUCAUGUUUGAUACAAAAGUUGAAAGAGUAAGUCCUGUAGAGGCCAAUAACAAGCUAGAAUGGAAAAUAGAAUAUUCUCGCCAAAAUUCAAAACAAACAAAGAUGUUUGAUGCUGUUUUUGUUUGCAAUGGCCAUUACACAAUACCGCUAGUUCCAAAACUUGAAGGGGCAGAGGAUUUUGGAGGUCUCAUUACUCACAGUCAUGAUUACAGGGUACCAGACACCUAUAAGGAUAUGACGGUGGUUUGUUUAGGUGCCGCGGCUUCUGGUCAAGAUAUAAGCCUAGAUAUAGCUUCCAAAGCCAGAAAGGUGAUCAUAAGCCAUAAUAAGCCAAGCCUUCAAACUGUGUUGCCUAGCAACAUGAGUCAGCAGAGUGGUAUUGAAAGACUAACAAAAGACAGUGUAAUAUUCAAAAAUGGUGCGGAGGAAAAAGUUGACGCUAUCAUGUUAUGUACUGGGUACAGGUACAGUUUUCCCUUCUUAGAUGACGUGUGCAAUAUAAACAUCGAAGAUGAAAGAGUCACGCCUUUAUACAAGCAUAUAAUAAGUGCUAAUUAUCCGUCUUUAGCAUUUAUUGGGGUUUGCAAGAAAGUAUGUCCGUUCCCGCAGUUUGAUUGCCAAGUUAAGUUUGUGCUGUCUACUAUUGAUGGAAGUCAAAAAUUGCCGAGUAAAGAAGAAAUGAUGGUGGAUAAAGAGGAAGAGUUUAGGAGAAGACUUGACGAGGGUAUGCCACCUCGGUACGCCCACACUAUGGGUACACGUCAAUGGCCUUACAACGACAGUCUUGCGGAGAUGGGAAAGUUUGAGCCCAUUCCGAAAGUGGUGCAAAACUUAUAUGAUGAAGUUCACUGUAUGCGUGUGAAGAAUUUACCUACUUAUAAAGAUAGGCAAUACAGGAUUACUGAUGAAACAACUUUCGAAGAAUUGACCAUAUCUUGAUGAAGUUUUAAAUUUUAAUUUAAUUGAUAAAAGAUGAUAAUAAACAGAUCUCAUCAAAAUUUUUUAGAAUUGUUGAAAUAUGAUGUGCAUUUUUAUGCUGGUAAACACAUUUAUAACUAAAUAUUUUGAUAACAACCAUAAGUGUUGUAAAUUGACAUUGAACAGUUUAGAAGUGAAGUAAAGUAAAAAAAUUUGAUUCUAUAAUAACAAAGAUAUGGGGCUUUAUUUGCAUUCACUUUAAUUCAAAUGAUUUUCAGUCUGUCUGAAUGAUUAAUGUAUGUACUUUUAUACUGAUUUUGUUCUAUUUUAAACUUUUUUUGUUAAUUUGAAGAAAUUGCUGACCUUAUAUUCCUUUUGAUUUUGCUUUUUACCUACAAAAGCUUUAUACAUGUGUUUAUAUAAACAUGCUUGUAAUAAUGUGAUUCUUUUAAACUGUGAUAAGUUACUGUUAUAAUGUUUUACUGAUUUUUAAAGGUGCUCAUGUAUUUAUUAGCAUUUAUCAGGCAUAGACUGGAAAUUAACCUUUGUCAUUAGUAUAGAGCCAUGCCAGUGUACACAUUCUUUACAGUCUGAGCAGGCUGUAUACUGUUAGUUAACAUUUUUCUCAAUUUUUUUACAGUAAAAUCUGAUUAUAAUUCAGUAUUCAGGGGACUGCGGAAUUUGUACUGUUAUUGUUAUAUUUGAAAGCCACCAAUUUGAACACAGGAGUCGGAUCCGUGGCAACAGCGUCAUAUCAUAAGUGUCAUAUCAUAAGCGUCAUAUCAUAAACGUCAUAUCAUAAGCGUCAUAUCAUAAACGUAAUAUCAUAAGCGUCAUAUCAUAAACGUCAUAUCAUAAAUGUCAUAUCAUAAGCGUCAUAUCAUAAGCGUCAUAUCAUAAGCGCCAUAUCAUAAGCGUCAUAUCAUAAGCGUAAUAUCAUUUUAAGUAGGGCUGUCAUUGAAUAUCGCAAUAUUGAUGUAUCAUCAAUAUUUACUUUUCUACACAAUUUUGAAUAUCAAUACACUCAAAUCUUUUUUCUUCUAAUCUUGUGAAAAUAUUUUUCCAUUUUGUGUAAAUAGAAAAGUCACUUCUAUAACAAAUAUUCAAGCAUCUUUCUCUCUUCUUACAACAUUAUUUGAUAUAUCAAUAUAUUGUUGAUAAUUGUCUUUCGAUGUAACAAAAAAUUCCAAAAAUGACAGUUCUAAUUAUAAGCCAUAUCGUUAUAAGUGUUGUGUAUUGUAUUUUGUUAUUGAAAUCCCUAAAACUUUGAAUUGAUCAAAUUCUUAAUUCAAAGCAGAUUAAAGCAAGUCAUUAAAUUUAGCAAGUUUAGGUUUUAUGAGAUAUAUGAUGGUUAAUAGUAUUUUAAUAUUAACUUUAAAGUGGAUUGGUCUACAAUGGGCACAUUUUUCAUAAGUUUUUCAUAUAUAGAUAAAAACAGUAGAAAUGUCUCAUUUGGAUAUUCUUACAAAAUAUUUAUUGGAUAAAAAAUGUUGAUAGAGUUCAUUAGGGAAUAAUGAAUAAUUAAAUAUUGCCUUAGAACAAUUUAUUAUCUGCUAUAUGUAAAAAUGUUGUAGCAAACAUCUUUGAUAUGCUUAUAAGACCGCAUUUACAGUUUUGUCUUCAAAAUGGAAGGAAAACGUCCCGUCUUACAGUAAGGGAAAUAUGCUAUGCAGUAUUAGAUCAUACAUCUUACACAUAAAAUAUCAAUAAAUAUUUCUUUUGUGUUUUUUUGUUUUUCCUUGAAUUCUAAUAACUAAUGUUUUGUUCUAAUUCAGAUGCUAU